Odocoileus virginianus texanus is the source of this 3973-nucleotide messenger RNA. RefSeq names its product solute carrier organic anion transporter family member 1B3-like. Gene Ontology annotation, cellular component: plasma membrane. Gene Ontology annotation, molecular function: bile acid transmembrane transporter activity; protein binding. Gene Ontology annotation, biological process: sodium-independent organic anion transport; transmembrane transport; bile acid and bile salt transport. The record is from RefSeq and is a predicted model, not a curated record. NCBI's taxonomy places the organism in Eukaryota, Metazoa, Chordata, Mammalia, Artiodactyla, Cervidae.
UGGACUGAAAAAAAAACAAAUAGCAGCUAUCUAUUUAGCAAGAGACUCUGACAACAGAUAAAGGGAUAGACCUGUGGUUGUUGCCGUGGGAUCCUAAGUCCAGGUGAUCAUUUUGAAUAUCAUCAACACCUGAAAACAUUCACAUGAUAUAUGCAAUUCAAUGAUGGACCAAAAUCAUCAUUCGGAUAAGACCACAGAGGCACAACCUUCUGAGAAAAAGAAAACUAGAAACUGCUGCAAUGGAUUCAAGAUGUUCUUGGCAGCCCUGUCACUCAGCUUUAUUUCUAAGUCACUGGGUGCAAUCAUUAUGAAAAGUUCCAUCACUCAAAUAGAAAGGAGAUUUGACAUAUCAUCUUCUACUGUUGGCUUAAUUGACGGAAGCUUUGAAAUUGGAAAUUUGCUUGUGAUUGUAUUUGUGAGUUACUUUGGAGCCAAAUUACACAGACCGAAGCUAAUUGGAAUUGGUUGCAUUAUUAUGGGAACUGGAAGUAUUUUGACUGCUUUACCACAUUUCUUCAUGGGAUAUUACAGGUAUUCUAAAGAUACCGCUUUUAAUCCAUCAGAAAAUUCAACAUCAAGUUUACCAACUUGUUUGACUAACCAAAAUUUGUUACCCAAUAGAACAUCACUGGAGGUAGUGGGAAAAGGUUGGGAAAAGGAUUCUGGAUCAUAUAUGUGGAUAUAUGUUCUAAUGGGUAAUAUGCUUCGUGGAAUUGGGGAAACCCCUAUUGGACCCUUGGGGAUUUCUUACAUCGAUGAUUUUGCUGAAGAAGGACAUUCUUCUUUGUAUUUGGGUAAUUUGCUUGCAGUAACAAUGAUUGGUCCAAUCAUUGGCUUUUUACUGGUAUCUCAGUUUUCUAAAAUGUACGUGGAUAUUGGAUAUGUGGAUCUGAGCACUGUCAGAAUAACUCCUCAGGACUCUCGUUGGGUUGGUGCUUGGUGGCUUGGCUUCCUUGCGGCUGGACUAAUAUCCAUUAUUUCUUCCAUACCAUUCUUUUUCUUGCCCAAAACUUUGGAUAAACCAAAUAAAGAAAAAAAAGCUUCAGCAUCCUCAAUAUCUUUGCCUAUGCAAAAUGAAGAAAAGAGUCAAAUGGCUAGUUUGACCAAGACUGGGCAAAAUGUUACUGACACUGUAACUGGUUUCUUCCAGUCCUUGAAAAGCAUCCUCACCAAUCCCCUGUAUGUUUUAACAUUAUUUUUGACACUGCUACAAGCCAGCAGCCAUAUUGGUUCUAUUACUUACAUUUUCAAAUACGUAGAACAGCAGUAUGGCAAGUCAGCAUCUGAGACGAGCAUUUUGCUUGGAUUCAUAACCAUACCAUCUUUGGCAGCUGGAAUGUUUACAGGAGGAUUUAUUGUUAAAAAGUUCAAAUUUACCUUGGUUGGAAUUGCCAAAUUUGCACUUUGUGCCCAUUCGAUAUCCUUCCUGUUUCAUCUAAUAAACUUUGCACUAAUCUGUGAAAACAAAUCAGUUGCUGGACUAACCCUGACCUAUGAUGGAAAUACUCCAGUGGCAUCACAUCUAAAUGUACCACUUUCUUAUUGCAACUCAGACUGCAAUUGUGAUCCAACUCAAUGGGAACCACUCUGUGGGAGCAAUGGAAUAACUUACAUAUCACCCUGUUUAGCAGGAUGUACGUCUUCAAGUGGCAGCAAAAAGUCUAUUGUGUUUCAUAACUGUAGUUGUGUGGAAGAAAAUGGUUUCCAGAGCAAAAAUAACUCGAUGAAGUUGGGUGAAUGUCCGAAAAGUGAUGACUGUAAGAGAAAAUUUUAUAUUUACACAGUAGCGCAAAUACUUAUCCUUUUUUCUGCUUCACUGGGAAGCACCUCAACUAUCAUGCUGAUUUUUAAAAAUGUUGAACCUGAACUGAAAUCACUUGCCAUGGGUUUCCAUUCACUAACUAUUCGAACACUAGGAGGAAUUCCAGCUCCUAUAUAUUUUGGGGCUCUGAUUGAUAGAGCUUGUAUGAAGUGGUCCAUCAACAACCAUGGGAAGCAAGGGGCUUGCAGGAUAUAUAAUUCCUCGUUAUAUGGACAUACUUUCUUUGGCUUGACUACAGCAUUAAAAUUCCCAGUCAUUAUUUUAUUCAUUGUAUUGAUUUCUGCUAUGAAGAAAAAAUACCAAGGGAAAGAUAUUAAGGCAUCAGAAAAUGAAACAAAAGCCAUGAAUGAAGCAAACUCAGGACCAUUAAUUAAUGAUGUCAAAGUGGACCAUGAAACACAUAUUUAGGGGAGAAAAACUUUUUCUGCUGCUGUGUUUUUAAAUAAGAUUGUAUUAAUUGAGUGGGAUGUUAUUUUUGAGUAGUUCCUGGUCUUUUCACUGACAGUUCCCACAUUCUAUACUAUAUGGAGCCAAAACCAAAGGGGGAAAAAAAAAUGGGAGUACUCAUUGUUAACAUAUGACUAUGCAUUUGUGGUUAAGAUUAGAAUGCAUGAUCUAUGCAAAUUUUAGGUGAAACUUAUAAUUAAUAUGUAACAGAAGAAAAAUAUCUGUUCAGAUGAUUGUAGUACAAUAAAACUAGUGACUGGAAAAUAGGUAUAGGUGAAAAAGGAAGAGAGAAAUUAGUAGUCUAAAUAUGGAGAAAAGCCUGAUACCUUACAAAUAAACCAGUUUGGACCAUGUUAUUCAAACCUAAAGUCUAUUAUAAUUGAGGACGUAUGCUAUCAUGACAUCUGUCAUUCAUAAACUAAGUCAUAUAUUUCUCAGACCUUAUUAUUUUAUAAUUUGAAAUUGUGUUUGGCUAUCACACAACCCCUGAUGCAUAUUCUUCCAAUCUCUUAUUAAAAUACUACUGAAGAAAUAGAGCUAAUUGAAAAUUUGCAAGUUGUUGUUGUCAGAGAGCGUAUUACAGACUGUGUUAAGUUUUCUUCAGGUCCAUGGAAGUGAUUAAGAAACACUGACAUUAACUUGAGAAAGCAAAGCCCAUUUAAAGGUGUGUCUUCACUUUGUCUGCUCUCUAUAAGAAAUGGAGUCUGCACUGAAUCAUUUACCAACUGUCUCAAAAUUGCCUGGCUCUUUGUGUUUGUGUUUAGCACACAAAGAGUCAUCUUUCACACCUCCACAAGUUGGACAAGAAGUGGAGUGAAUGAGAACAAAUAACUGAAAGUUGCAUUUGCUAGUGAUGACAGCUUUUUAUAAUGAAAGCUAAAAACUGUAGUUUUUACUCUCAAUAGGCUAAAAGAAAAAAAAAUAGAGGUCAUUAAAAUCACCUGUGAAACAUGUUUUUAAAGAAAUCACAAUCAUACACCCACCCAAGAUUCUUAUUCUAAACAUUUGUGGUACAAGCCUGGACCUCCCCUUUAAAGAAAUCCGCAUAGGGCUUCCCUGGUGGCUCCUGCUAAUGCAGGAGACACAGGUUCUACCCCUGAUUCAGGAAGAUCUCAUACGCAGUGGAGCAAGGAAGCCCCCACACCACCACUAUUGAGCCUGUGCUCUAGAGCCCAGGAGCUGCAACUACUGAGCCCACGUGCCACAACUACCGAAGCCUGUGCACCCAAGAACCCACGCUCCAUAACAAGCGAAGCCGUGGCAAGGAGAAGUCUGCACCCCGCACCUAGAGAACAGCCCUACUCUCCAUAACGAGAGAGAAGCCUAGCAGCAAUGAAGACCCCGCACAACCAAAAAUAAAUAAACAGAAUUAUUUUUUGAAGUUUACAUAGAACUCUUGAUAAAGAGACACAAAAAACCAAACUAUAUGAUAGGAGAUAAUAUCCCUGAGUAUACCAAAGACACACCACAUGAAUGUUUGCUAGGAUCUGAGAAUUACAUUGGAAGUUAUAGAUAUUAAUGUGGUGUCAAACUAGACCUAAGAAAGAUUCACUAAUCAAAAAAGCAGAAAUUUGGAAAAAUCACCCACAGGCAAGGUUACUAUAUGACUGGUCUAAUGGGAUCUUGUCUCAUUAAAAAAUAAAGAGAGAAAAUUACAGAGCUGUUUUUUAAAACAUUGCAUGAAAAUAAAGGCGGUAUCUUGAA